Messenger RNA from Striga hermonthica, 173 nucleotides. Lineage: Eukaryota; Viridiplantae; Streptophyta; Magnoliopsida; Lamiales; Orobanchaceae. The record is from the annotation of a GenBank genome assembly.
GUCAAUUUGCAAAAAUCAUGUAUUUUCAUCAGCAGGAACACACCACAGACUUUAAAGGACAGAAUCUGUAGAGUUCUUCAAGGAAUUAUUCCUCACAGAUCCACAAGGUACCUGGGGCUUCCCUUGGGAAUUGGAAGAUCAAAGAAAGAAGUUUUGAUUAUAUCCUUGAAUCU